Rhopalosiphum padi (bird cherry-oat aphid) is the source of this 1695-nucleotide messenger RNA. RefSeq names its product tetra-peptide repeat homeobox protein 1-like. Lineage: Eukaryota; Metazoa; Arthropoda; Insecta; Hemiptera; Aphididae. The record is from RefSeq and is a predicted model, not a curated record. The transcript has 2 exons. Bases 145 to 1074 code for a protein of 309 amino acids.
AUUUUCGGGCAACGAACGACUGGUAUAUAAGCCGGGGCCGGCAAACCGUUUGGCAUCAGUUCACUCCGAGGAUCCAUCGCAGUAUCCAACACACAACACAAAUCGCAUAGCUAUAUCGUUUAGUCUGCAACCGCAUCCACCGCCAUGGCACAUUUCAAGGCAUGCAUCGUCGGUUUGGCAUUGAUCGGUCUCUGCGCAGCCGAUACAGCCAAGACCACUGAAACCAAAACUAGCAACAAACGAAGCGCCGACUUGUCGUACGGUCUGUCCUCUCUGGGCUACGGUCACGGAGUCUCCUCUUACUCUGGUCUGGCUUCCGGAUACGGUUUGUCUUCCGGUCUAUCUUCCGGCUACGGUCUAUCUUCCGGCUACGGUGCAGGUUACGCUUCCCAUGCCGUACCAGUCAAAGUGAGCCAAUCCGACCAGGUCGUUCCCGUGUCCGUGCCACAACCGUACGCAGUGCCCGUCACCCGUCACGUGCCAGUGUCCGUGCCCCACCCCGUCCCAGUGUCCGUGCCCAGAGCCGUCCCAGUCAGCGUACCACACCCAGUCCCAGUCACCGUCGACCGCCCAUACCCCGUUGAUGUACCACGCAGCGUGCCAGUCAGCGUACCACACCCAGUCCCAUACCCAGUGAGCCGUGCCGUCCCAUACUCCGUCCCACAACCGUACCCAGUCGAAGUCCAACAACACGUUCCAGUCUCCAUCCCAACUCCAGUGAUCGCCGCUGCACCAGCUUACUCUGUCGGAUACUCCGGCGCUUCAUCUUACGGAUCUUUGGGAUACUCCGGUGCUUCAUCCUACGGAUCUUUGGGAUACUCCGCUCCAUCCUACGGAUCAUCUUACGGAUACUCCGCUCCGUCAUUCGGAUCAUCCUACGGAUCCUCAUACGGAUACUCCGCCGCUCCAGCCUACGGAUCCUCAUACGGAUACUCCGCUCCAGCCUACGGAUCCUCAUACGGAUACUCCGCUCCAGCCUACGGAUCUUCCUACGGAUCGUCUUACGGACUCUCGUCCUUGUCGUCCGGUCUGUCUUACGGACACGGUCACUCUUUCGACGAAUACAAGAAAUAAUAACGAUAACAAUAUUAAUAUAUCACAAUCGUCACAUCGCGUCCGACAAUAAUGUUCUACUAAAAUAUUACAAUCUAAUACAACGAUAUCGUGUAACCGCGCCGCCGAAACCCAAACCCAAACGCACAAUUAUCGCCGCACACUGUCGCACCGUUGCCGCCACUCAUCAAAUCAGAUUAUUAAGAUAUAUUAAAUGACGUGCGUUAUAAUAUUAUACUAUCAUACAUGCGUAUAUGUGUAUGCGAACCGGCGACUAUAUGACGCUUAAUGUUUUCACACAUACUCGGGUUACUUAUAUGGUAUACUUACGAUAUUGUGUGUACAAUAUUAUAUGGUUCAUCGCGGUCGGUUAUCGUAUAUGCAUUACAUAUUAUCGUUGUAUACAUAUUAUAUUACACUAAACUCAUUUUGUAUACUUAAUAGUUAAUAUUAUUAUUAUCAUCAUCAUCAUUACUACUAUUAUUAUUAUUUUUAUUAUUAUAUUAUUAUAUUUUGUUAUUAUAUACUUUAUAUUAAAUGUUACGCGCUGUAUAUUAUACAUGAUAAUAUUAUGUGCAAUACAAAACCAAAAUUUUCAUUUUGUCUCAAUAAAACUCAAAAACAAAAUUUAAUACCAUAAAA